Hymenoscyphus albidus is the source of this 1922-nucleotide messenger RNA. The record is from the annotation of a GenBank genome assembly. Lineage: Eukaryota; Fungi; Ascomycota; Leotiomycetes; Helotiales; Helotiaceae.
CUCUGUCCUUGGAACGUUCUAAAAUAGCAUCGCAAUCGCAGAUUACGGUUAUCUGCGCACUUGCGCAUUAUCGCGAUCGAGUCUUGAUAUUUUGAUCGUUGCUCAAGGGCGCAAAGCCUCUACACUCACAAUGUUCUCCCGCCCAUCACCAAGUUCACGAUCUGCUUUCAGCUCUCCAAAAAAGGUGCCCCUCAAAGGACUGUUCAAGGAUGGCGCCUGGUACUGUGAGUAUACCUUGAUCUACUCGGUAGCCCCUUCUCAUGCGACCAUGCUGAUGAUUCUAUAGGUAACUGCGACCCUCGACUCCCCGCCCAACGAUUCCAAGUAAAGAAGGACAAUAAGAAUCAGGGAAAAUGGUUCUACGUCUGCCAGGACCGAGUCUGUGGUUUGUUCUUGUGGGAAUACCAGGCGGUCCAGAGGGAAAAGACGACGGUUUUGAGUAAUGCGCGAUCUGAGAAGGAGUCGUUUGGAGUUGCGACGAAUGCGAUGAACACGACAAAUGCGACACCAGUGCAGGCGAAGAGGGCAGGUGGAGCAGUCACCGCUGGAAGUAGAAAUCUAUCAAGCUCGACCGACGAUGAAUUUGGCGCAUCCCCUCUCCCGCACCAGACAGCUUCCGCUAUCACAAAGGUCCUAGAAAAUGCCUCGAAGCCACCAGAAACACCGCGGAAAUCUAUUAAACCUGCGCCAUUCGUUACACUGAGCAGUAAGAGGAAGUGGGAAGAUACAGACAUGUCAACUCAAUCAACACAAUCAGAAUCAGACGACGAUGAGUUUGGAGAGUUUCCUCUAUCCCAGGAUGAGAUUGCGACCGUUGCGAAGAUUGCCGAUACACCACGAAAGGUGGCCAAGAUCAAUCCAUUCGAGACACCAACCGGCAAGCGCAUAUCAGCGGCUGACAUACCAACGCCAUCAAGUGGAAAUCUGGGAGGAUUGAAGCCUAAGAACUUGUUUGGUACGCCUGCGGUCAGGGUCAAUGGUGGAAUAUGGGAUGACAACGAGCCUUUUGUUAGAACUCUAUUUGCGACGCCAACUACACCAAGUCGAUUCCGAGAUGCUGUUACAGAGUCACCUAACAACGAGCAAACUGGACUCGAUGUCACGGACGAAGUCAUGGGUAUUCUUAAAGAUUCCAACCUCGACGAGCCCACUACACAGAAACUCCGCGAUUGUUUAACUCGUACUUCGCUUAAGAUUUCUGGCAUUGUGAGAGGUCGCGAUAUCACUCGAAUUGCUUUGAAGAACAAGGAUACGAAGAUUGCGGAGCUUCAGCAGAGAAUCACAAAGUUGGAGACUGAGAAGGAAAUGGAUAAGCUUGUCAUUAAGCAUUUCAAGAGUGACGUUGCAGAUAGUGUUGCGAGAAAGACUGGAAAUCUAGCAAGGUGGAGUGGAGGUGGCAGAGGCCGCGGACGCGGACGGGGAUAGGCGAAGUAUUGAUCACUUUUAAAACUUACCCGUCACUUGAAAUCCGAUCGCAGGAUUCACACGUGUUUUCUGAAGUUCAUGGUUCGAGAUGCACAUACGCUCAGUGCUGUUAAGCCAUCGCAAUAAUCCGCGAGAUGGAUCGGAACUUCAUCUCCUUCCUGACCAACAAGAAAGAAAACAGCAUUCAGAGUCUAGUCUUGGUACGAAGCAAGAUACUGUACUACAUCUCCGCAGAAGCUUGUUUGUUUUCUAUACCUCACCCAACCCUUUUGAGGGGGGAGAAAUCGGGAUCGAUAAUGCUCUUUGUUUCCUUUGGAGUUUUUUCGAUGGCGUUAAUCAGGAUACCCAGCUUUGCAUGUUCUUUCCGGAGUUCCUUUUUUUCUUUUCUUUUUGUAUUCUAGCUCGAUACCUGAUACCAGUCAUCAGAUACAAGCUUACCAAAGCUCCGGCUCCUAGGAGCUUAUGUAUGUUAGGAAGAAUUUAUUUCUUGUGACUUG